AUGGCUUCCCUUGUAUUUGCCACGCUUCUUGCCAGCGCAUAUGGCAAGACAUUCAAAUCUCCUACUCCACCAAUGGGAUGGAAUAGCUACAAUCACUACAACUGUCGGCCAUCUGAGGACAUCAUCAAGAUCAAUGCUAAAGGGCUAGUUGAUCUUGGUUUCAAGGAUCUCGGCUACAGUAUCGUCACAGUUGAUUGUGGGUGGCCCUCGAGAGACCGGGAUAGCGAAGGAAGGCUUCAAUGGAAUGAGACUCUGUUCCCGUCGGGCCCCAAAGCCCUUGGAGAUUAUAUCCAUGAUCUAGGUCUUGAGUUUGGGCUGUACUCGGGAGCUGGAUAUUUACAGUGCGGUUCAACUGACAUUCCUGCUUCUCUUGACUACGAGGAGAUUGACGCAAAGUCAUUUGCCGAAUGGGGAGGCGAUACCCUCAAGUAUGACAACUGUUACGCGACAUCUAAGACCAACAUGGUCGACGCCAGUUCAGCUGAAGCAAAGAGCCCUAAUCGCUUUAUCAAGAUGGCCGCGGCGAUCAAUGAGACUGAUCGCGACAUUCAGUAUUUCCUCUGUCAAUGGGGUAUUGGCGAAGAUGUUCCUCAAUGGGCUGCUCCUCUAGGCAAUUCAUGGCGAAUGAGUAAUGAUAUCUUCAAUGCUUGGAGAGCUAUCUGGCGCAUUACUAACCAGGUUGUCGCUCACGCGAAAUACAAUGGGCCAGGCGCUUUCGCGGAUAUGGACAUGUUAAUCAUCGGUCUUGGUGCACUUUCGCACGAUGAAGAACGCUUUCACUUCGGCUUCUGGGCCAUGAUGAAAUCACCUCUCAUCAUCGGCGGUGUAAUGGACGCCAAGCAGAUCCCUGCCGAAUCUCUCGAGAUCAUGUCCAACAAAGAGGUCAUAGCUAUCAAUCAGGAUCCUCUGGCAGAAGCGGCGAAACUCGUUAUCCGAUAUACCGAGGAAGAGUGGGAUGUCUGGGCUGGAAAUCUCUCUUCCGACCGCAAAGUCCUUGGGGUUUUGAACUGGAAGAACGAAACCCAGACAGUGAAGGUCGAUCUGUCUCUGAUUGGAGUUGACAAGGCGGCUGCUCGAGACGUAUGGGCUCAUGAGGAUCUCAGCAUUUCUGGAAUCCAGGAAUUUAAACUCGCGCCUCAUGAGUUACGACAGCUCGUCUUAUCCGACAUCACUCCAGCUUCACUCCCCAAGGCCGCAGGCUACUACACAGCUCAAGACGCGACUCUCUCCGGUUCGACUUCUCUAAUCGACUGCAAAGACACAGAAUGUCUUCCAACUCACAAAAAGGUCGGAUCAAUCGGCAACGAUGCAAAAGUGACCUUCAAGUCAGUCAGUGCACCCAAAGACGGUUCAGUCUAUCUUGGCAUCGAUUACAUCAAUCAUGAGUAUCAUCACACGAUCGGCGAUUGGGAGACAAACUCCCGGAAUAUGUCAAUCUCGGUCAACGGAGGAGAUGCGAAGCGAUGGGCAUUCCCGAAUGCUGGAGGUGAUUGGUUUGAGAGCGACCGGCUCACCAUUCUUGUUGAUGGGUUCAAGAAGGGAGAUAGCAACGAAGUGACUUUUACUACGUCCAGCUCGGGCAGUUGGGCGCCUGAUUUGGUUGGAUUCGAGGUGCUGGAGUAGUCGAGAAGACAUCAUCAGAGCAGCCAUAUAUCUUGAUAUAUAAAUAGAGCCUCGGAAUGCUGAAACCACGUUUCUAGUUAUGUUGC
Molecule: messenger RNA, 1709 nt
Organism: Fusarium verticillioides 7600
Lineage: Eukaryota; Fungi; Ascomycota; Sordariomycetes; Hypocreales; Nectriaceae
Exons: 5
Coding region: 1-1623 (540 amino acids)
Biological process (GO): carbohydrate metabolic process
Molecular function (GO): hydrolase activity, hydrolyzing O-glycosyl compounds; carbohydrate binding
Source: RefSeq, a predicted model, not a curated record